Messenger RNA from Pygoscelis adeliae (Adelie penguin), 487 nucleotides. Its product is annotated as free fatty acid receptor 2-like. Gene Ontology annotation, molecular function: G protein-coupled receptor activity. Gene Ontology annotation, cellular component: plasma membrane. The record is from RefSeq and is a predicted model, not a curated record. Gene Ontology annotation, biological process: G protein-coupled receptor signaling pathway; cellular response to fatty acid. The annotation marks the transcript as partial. The transcript has a single exon. Lineage: Eukaryota; Metazoa; Chordata; Aves; Sphenisciformes; Spheniscidae.
AGGUGCCUCCCGGACCUCCGACGUCCCCAGUUCAUCCCCUCCCAGCGCCCUUGAUGGCUCCAACACCACCGCCGCCUACAAGUGCUACGACGACUUCACCGGGGUCCAGCUGAGCUUCGUCCUCCCGCUGCGCCUGGAGCUCUUCAUCGUCCUCUUCCUCCUGCCCUUCACCAUCACCAUCUUCUGCUACACUAACUUCGUGCAGGCUCUCCUCGCCCGGCCAAAUAUCCCGCUGGAGAAGAAGCAACGGGCCGUGGGCUUGGCCGUGGCCACCAUGGUCAACUUUGGGGUCUGCUUCAUGCCCUACAACAUCUCGCACCUGGUGGGCUUCGUGGAGAAGAGGAGCCCGGGGUGGAGGGUCUACGUUUUGCUCCUCACCAGCCUCAACGCCGCUCUUGACCCCGUCAUCUUCUACUUCUCCUCCACGGCGGUGCAGAGGGCCGUGGCCGGGAUAGCGGGGGCCGUGCGGGACAAGCUGCGGGUCACG